Gracilinanus agilis (Agile Gracile Mouse Opossum) is the source of this 1263-nucleotide messenger RNA. It is a transcript of the gene TFB1M, whose product is annotated as transcription factor B1, mitochondrial. The transcript has 7 exons. NCBI's taxonomy places the organism in Eukaryota, Metazoa, Chordata, Mammalia, Didelphimorphia, Didelphidae. The coding region runs from base 1 to 1035 and encodes 344 amino acids. Gene Ontology annotation, cellular component: mitochondrial matrix. Gene Ontology annotation, molecular function: mitochondrial transcription factor activity; rRNA (adenine-N6,N6-)-dimethyltransferase activity. Gene Ontology annotation, biological process: transcription initiation at mitochondrial promoter; rRNA methylation. The record is from RefSeq and is a predicted model, not a curated record.
AUGGGUCCCCAGGCAAAGCUAGCUGCUUUCCACCUCCCGCCUUUGCCUACGGUGGGAGAGAUCGUUAAACUUUUCGGACUCCGAGCCCAGAAACAGCUGUCCCAGAACUUCCUCCUGGACUUGAGGCUGACAGAUAAGAUUGUACGAAAGACUGGCAAUCUGAAAAAUGCUCACGUUUAUGAAGUAGGCCCUGGGCCAGGUGGAAUCACAAGAUCUAUUCUUAAUGCUGAAGUUGCUAAUCUUCUUGUGGUUGAAAAGGACACUCGAUUUAUUCCUGGGUUACAGAUGCUAUCUGAUGCAGCACCUGGAAAAUUGAGAAUAGUCCAUGGGGAUGUGUUGACUUUUAAAGUAGACAGAGCGUUUCCAGAAAACCUUAAAAGAAGAUGGGAAGAUGAUCCUCCAAAUGUGUAUAUUAUUGGCAACCUGCCUUUCAGUGUAUCUACUCCACUGAUUAUUAAGUGGCUUGAAAAUAUUUCUAAUAGAGAUGGACCUUUUGUUUAUGGUAGAACACAGAUGACCUUGACCUUUCAAAAGGAAGUGGCUGAGAGACUGACUGCUGGUACAGGAAAUAAACAACGAAGUCGACUUUCCAUCAUGGCCCAGUAUCUCUGCAAGGUUCAUAAUUCCUUUACAAUUCCAGGACAAGCUUUUGUUCCUAAACCAGAGGUGGAUGUGGGAGUUGUUCAUUUCACUCCCCUGGUGCAACCACAGAUAAAUCAGCCAUUUAAGCUGGUGGAAAAAGUUGUUCAGAGUACUUUUCAGUUCAGAAGGAAAUACUGCCAUCAUGGGAUUGGAAUCCUAUUCCCACAAGCUGAACGCUCAAAAAACACUGAAAAAAUGUUAAUGUUGGCUGAUGUGGACCCUACUUUACGGCCAGGCCAGCUCUCCAUCUUGCAUUUCAAGAACCUCUGCGAUGUCUACAGAAAAAUGUGUGAUGAAAACCCAAACCUUUUCACCUACAAUUACAGGGAAGAGCUCAAGCAGAAGAAAAGUGAAAAGCCUAAAAAGCAGACAGAUGAGAGUGACUUAGAUUAGAUGGAUAUAGCUAUCACUGGGCCUGUGAUAAUGUGCAUAAUGUUUAAAUUGUUCGUGUCAAAUUUAAGAUGUGGAUUUCCUUCCUCAUUUACUCUAGUUGGGAUAGUGUUGCUGUUGCAUUACACAGAUUACCUAAUCCAUUUCAGUAAGAAGUGUUCGUAAAAAUACCAGUUCCCAGCUAUGACUUAUUUUUCUUUUCCUGUACAGGUGAUAGAGAAAAUAAAUACA